AUGGAUCACAACCACACCAUGUGCGUACAAAGACUGUCCUUUGGGCUGGAAGGGAGAGAGAAGCAGACUGAAACAAGAGUCUUCCUGCUGCCUCGAGCUAAAGCAAAACCCCCAUUUGGCCCUAAUGAGUACAGCUUUGCCAGAGCCGCCCACCCGGCAGCCUGGACUAACCUACCAGAAUGUUCCCAGGGGCUGAAAUUGGGGAGAUUGAAAAAAAAGGCCAGGAAGGGAGAAUUCAGAAGUGGUAAAAGGAACCUGGGAAACAGCAAGGGCCAAACUGCAAGGAAGCCUCUUUAUGUUGUCUCCCUCCGACCGCUCAAUCUGAGGUCCUACCAUUUGGGGCCUGUCUGGCCACCAGAAAGGAGUGACGUGGAAACUCUAGAGAAGGCUUUAAGUGCCCCCAAAUCCCAGAGCCUCCAUGCCGCACAGGACGUGGACGCCCCCGACAGAUGCACGAAACAAUACAGGACGGCCCAACAGGGCACAGGUCACCCACCCACGUGGAAGCGAGAAGUCAGUGUCCCAGCACAGCUGCAGCUGCAAGAGGCUUGGAUGUGUGAGGCUCUCAAUGGCCAGAUUCAUCUAGAAGCGCGACAGAAAUCUGUUUCAGGCCUGCGGGAGGAAAUCGUUGCCGUGAAAAUAUGCACUGCAGAAUGAGUGCCUACACACAUGCGUGCACGUGCCCUCCGGAAGUGCAGCCCUUGCAUCUAAUGAGAGU
Molecule: messenger RNA, 718 nt
Organism: Tachyglossus aculeatus (Australian echidna)
Lineage: Eukaryota; Metazoa; Chordata; Mammalia; Monotremata; Tachyglossidae
Exons: 4
Coding region: 1-657 (218 amino acids)
Source: RefSeq, a predicted model, not a curated record